Messenger RNA from Bufo bufo (common toad), 3265 nucleotides. RefSeq names its product kirre like nephrin family adhesion molecule 2 (gene KIRREL2). NCBI's taxonomy places the organism in Eukaryota, Metazoa, Chordata, Amphibia, Anura, Bufonidae. Bases 225 to 2387 code for a protein of 720 amino acids. Gene Ontology annotation, cellular component: cell-cell junction. The record is from RefSeq and is a predicted model, not a curated record. The transcript is spliced from 15 exons. Gene Ontology annotation, molecular function: cell adhesion molecule binding. Gene Ontology annotation, biological process: cell-cell adhesion.
AGAGAAGGAGUCAGGAGACUGGAGAGUGGAGGAGAGGAUGCAGAGGCACAUGAGGACCAUUCAAGUCAGGCACUGAAGCAGAGAGCAGCGCAAAGUGCCCCAGGGACUGUCUGCAACACACAGCCAGGCAGGACUUCUGCAGUCCCUACUACAACCCCCUCCGGUGACAUCUCUGCGUCAAGCAGGGACCCAGGAUUCGAACUCAGGACCCCCACCCUAGGAGAAUGGAGAUAAAACUGCGGAUACUUUGUUCCCUGCUCCUAUCUAUCCUGGAUCAAACUUUCGGGGCACAUUUUGCACAGCAGCCCUCAGACGUGGUGGUUGUAGCCGGCAAGUCGGUGACUCUUCCCUGUGUGGUGAUUGGCUAUAGAGGGGUGGUCCAGUGGACGAUGGACGGUUUGGCCUUAGGAGCGGAACGAGACCUUCCAGGGUGGUCCCGUUAUUCAAUCAUUGGGGACCAUGCAGCAGGGGAGCACAAUCUGCACAUAGAAGGAGUAGAGCUGGGCGACGACGCCAUCUACGAGUGCCAAGCAACGCAGGCAGCCCUGAGGUCGCAGCGGGCUCAUUUGACUGUGUUGGUUCCUCCAGGAGAACCGUUGAUCCGUGGGGCCCCCAUAUUUAACGUCUUGCUUGACACCCCCUAUAACUUGACCUGCCUGGCCCCUGCAGCGAAACCGGCUGCCGAUAUCAUCUGGUACCGAGACGGCAAACAGAUGGAUGGGGCGAUUUAUAACAAGCAGGUUGUAUCUGAUGGCAAGAGCGAAGAUGCUGUCAGCAGUCUCCUCAUCACCCCAAGCUUUGCAGACGCUGGCGCCAGCUACACCUGUUGGGUCAGGAACUCCGCGCUGCCCGAGGGUCGGGAGAGAUCAGUGACGCUUAGUGUGCAGUAUCCCCCCAAAGUCACGCUUUCCGUGGAUCCUCCAACGGUCUCCGAAGGGGGUUCCGUCACCUUCCUGUGCAGCGCAGUGUCCAACCCUGAGGUCACAAGUUACAGGUGGGCAAAGGGUGGCGUGCCCCUCUCAGUUUCUGGAGACCGUUACCACGUGACCGUAGACCACACAUUUUUUACAGCCCCCGUCUCAUGUGAAGUAUCUAACAGUGUGGGAAGCAGCAAUGUGAGCACCGUGGUCAAUGUCCUAUUUGGUCCGCGUCUUCUAACUGAGCCCCGUCCGAUGACGGUAGAUGUUGGCGGAGAUGCUUCCUUCUUCUGUGGUUGGACUGGAAAUCCCAACCCAACUCAGUUCUGGAACAAGAAGGGAUCCACAGAGGUCUUAAGCAAUGGCAACACUCUGUCUCUGAACAAAGUGACCCGGGAAGAUGCAGGAACUUAUGUGUGCAAAGCCAUUGUGCCUCGCAUAGGUACCAUGGAAAAAGAAGUGACGCUGACUGUGAGAGGACCUCCCAUCAUUACCAGUGAAAUGACUUACGAAAGUAUUCUUGGAGGGAAAGCUCGACUAGAAUGUGUGGUGGAGACGACACCGGUCCCUGAUAAAAUCAUCUGGUCCUGGAACCAGCACAGCCUCGACGAGGGCACCUUGGGCCGUUUUUCAGUGGAGACACGUGUGACUAACAGCGAAGCCGUCUCAUUUUUAAUCAUCGAUGGAACCGAACCUUCAGAUUACACCAUGGUGUACAAUUGCACUGCUAUAAAUCAAUACGGGGAGGACUCCGUGAUUGUCUCUCUGAGACAACAAGCUGCCCUGCCGCUCAUGCUUUUGAUGAUCGCAUUGGGUCUUGGUGCACUCUGCCUCUUUGUACUGGUGACCAUCUGCAUUCUGUGCUGCCGACGAUCACGGAAAGUUGUAAAGGACACCCAGAUUCUAGCAGGGGAAGUUUCUGGAAGUGAUCACAGCGACCGACACCCAAGUGAUUCUGAAGAAGAUCUAAAGGAGCCCUUGCACACAGAUACAGAAUCUCGAGGAACGUCACAGACUGAACACAGCGAUAUCCCUGAUGACCCUCAGGACCCAACUAAUGGUUACUACAAAGUCAGAGCUAAUGAAGACGCCCGUCCAACAACAGUUGCCUAUCCGGAGUUUUCUUCUCCUCCACGUCCAAUGUACUCAGCACCAUCUACCCUCAGUCCAUUGUGUCCUACCCCAUCCUUACCAGGAGCCCCUAAACUGUAUGACUAUGCUCAUCGAUACGCUACAACUCCACGCCACGGAAGUGAACGUAUCCACAUACCACAAGGUCCUAUUAGUUUGCCUCCUGGCCCUAGUAGUCAACCACAGCCUUACGCCAGAGCCUUUUGUAGUUAUGUCCGACCAGAUCGUUUCGAAACUUUAGAAUCAGGUCCUAUACUUUCACGUCUUUCCUACGCCUCACUUUCCGCACACGGAGACUAUGGACGACCAGCGCAACAGAGGAUGCAAACUCAUGUGUGAGUUCUGGAUUUAUCUCUUUACCAAACUAGCCAGCACAGUUAUCAAAUCUCAAGUGGAACUUAGACUUGGGAGAGAAAAGUCCGAUAUCGACCAUUUUGUUCACAAAAAGGUGCAAAAUGGUCGCCUUAUGUCUUCCUCUUGAACAUUUUGAACUUGCACUAAAUAGCCUUCUAUGAGUAUCUGUACGAGCUCAGAGGCCCUAUGGAUGUAAAGAUCUUUGGAUGACCAUCUGAUAAUGAGACGACAUGCAGUGGAUUUUGGGAUCAGUUCUAGCUAAGGGGGAACGUACACUGGAGACAGUCCUUGAAGCUGCUGUGGAGGCCAUUGAGAGGAGAGGCCCAGAUCCAGUUCCCCUUAUCCCCCUUUGUAAUAGGUAGCAUGAACCUGAGCAAGGGGUCUUCAACUCCACAGACACAAAACACAGGAGAGGAGAACUUGCUUAAGGGUAAUUCUGCCAUUUCCUAUGAGGGUUAUAAAGGGGGAUGGGAAUGACCAAGCACUGGGCCUCCAACCCCAGCAUUGGACCUCAAUUGCUAUGAUUACCCCUGUCUUCUACGUUCACCCUUGGUUCUAGCACAGUCUUUUUUUUUUUAUUAAAUUGCAGAACUGAGCACCGACUGGAACUGUAAUAAGUGCUGCACUUUCUGUAGUUAAUAUAAUAUAUAGUAUUAAGGAGCUUCAUAAUCAGGCAGCAUCAGGAAAUCCAGCAUGGAUCAGCACGUAUGAGGUCGAUAUAGAUUAGAGGCCCCAUUGGGUCUAGCUGAACUGAAUGCCUUUCAAUUGUUAAGGAGAAACAGUGCCACCCUGUGGCUCUUCUAUGUACUGCAGGUGUUCUUUUUUUUGUUUUCGAUUUUUUUUUUUGUCAAUUUUUUUUUUUA